AUGUCAUUUCCGAAAAAUAGAAGCGUAAGUGUUUCAAAAGGUUUAAUGGCAGUGGCAGAUGUGAAGUUAAAUUCACCAACUCAAACAAACAGUCAAAGUGUUGUUGUCAAUGUCAAAGACAGAGAUGUUGAAGUGGGGAAACCAUACGAAGACCAAGAUGGUAUAACAAUAGUUCCUGUAAAAGAACAACCAACAUACCCUGAAGUUAGCAGAGACUUAAGUUCUGUUGCAGAUAUUCGAAACGACUACCAACAACUGAAAGACAAACUUCAAACUCAGGAGAAGAUUUGUCAAGCUUUAGGUAUAAUGUUAAACUUGGUCGAACACAACCCUGUAAAAGUGAACUCAUAUGUCAUUGCACCUCAUGAAGUUUUGAAAGAACUAUUGAAACUUUUGACAGAGGCAGACGAUAUAAACAUCAAAGAAAUAGAACCCGACAUUAGUUGCUGUGGU
This is a messenger RNA of Trichomonas vaginalis G3, 453 nucleotides long. Its product is annotated as protein of unknown function, DUF4106 family. NCBI's taxonomy places the organism in Eukaryota, Parabasalia, Trichomonadida, Trichomonadidae. The record is from RefSeq and is a predicted model, not a curated record. The annotation marks the transcript as partial. The transcript has a single exon.